Messenger RNA from Ectocarpus sp. CCAP 1310/34, 1161 nucleotides. Lineage: Eukaryota; Phaeophyceae; Ectocarpales; Ectocarpaceae. The record is from the annotation of a GenBank genome assembly.
AUGAUUGGUGCAAAAGGGGCGCAGUCCAACUCCGGGCUAGACUCACCCUCAAGGGAUGACCGAAACCUUCUUGCUGCUGCGCAUCCGCCGCGAGGCGUGCGUGUGGUGGUGGAGUUGGGUCGGCACUGAUGGGGUCAGGCGGGAAAAUGUAGAUGCGCGGGCCUUUCUGGCCGUCGGCGUUGGCAGUGAUGCCCAUCUCAUUUUUGUGCGCGGAGGCAGACAUCAUCAGAAAGGUGGACGGGCACUACACGGCCCUAGGUUUGCUAGAGGGAGCUGUAUUGCCUCAGUAACCUGGCUUCGCCAUCAAAGGAGGAGGGAGCAGGUGGCGACGAGCUGAACUAGGCCGGUCGACCAUUCGGCGCGAGAAUUUUUAUUUUUUUCAGACCAAGAACCUUGAGUGCAAUGAGGGAGAAAGCGAGGAACGGACUGGGAAGGACAGCAACGAGAGCGUGUACGGACGGAGCAGGUCGAGUGGCGUUAUGCUCGGGCUGACUACAGCGGCGCCGGACGGAGCAGCGGCACCGGAGCAUGCGGGCGACAUCGACCCGUGGCGCACGGACAAACAUUUAUAUCUGAUCUGUGUUGUCAAUUUUUCUCGUUUUUUUCCUGAUUUUCGGUGUUGGUUCUAUGUGAUGACGUCGUCACUGGUUUUGUAGAGAGACCCGUCAGAGAUGGCGUGGCUAACCCGGGUGCAUUGGUUUUGUGCCUGAUCGUGGAAGACCCCUUCAAUGUGGAACGAUUCUUAGCUAUUGUCGAUAUUUUCACUGCGUGCCUAACACAGACGAUCGGGAGAGAUUCGGGUGAUUGUCAAUUGCUGCUAUGAUGGCUUUGGUUGGUUGUUCUUUUUCACUGUACGGCCGCAGACACAUUCUGACAGCACUUCAGACAGCAGCUUUGUGCCCCGCCAGCUGCUUGUUCCAUGCCUACCAUGGUGUUUUUGUACAGACAGCACUUCAGACAGCAUUAUGCUGUAGUCGGCAAUCUUCCGUUUUGGUAUAGAGUGGGACAGGGAGGGGGUGAUGCUACUGUAGUCGAACGGUGGGACGGACGUGCAGUUCAGUUUUUGGGCACGUAUACGGUGCUGCAGGGAUUUUUAGGUGUACCUCUUCGGGCUCUUGCAUACCUUUUUCUCGUCAGACGUGUGCGUGUUCUUUAGAUCCU